Molecule: messenger RNA, 1892 nt
Organism: Coregonus clupeaformis (lake whitefish)
Lineage: Eukaryota; Metazoa; Chordata; Actinopteri; Salmoniformes; Salmonidae
Product: vacuolar protein sorting-associated protein 54-like
Exons: 12
Coding region: 191-1591 (466 amino acids)
Biological process (GO): Golgi to vacuole transport; retrograde transport, endosome to Golgi
Cellular component (GO): GARP complex
Molecular function (GO): syntaxin binding
Source: RefSeq, a predicted model, not a curated record
UGCACGGUUAUGCACGAAAGAACUCGAAGAAGAUUGUUCGCGCAGUGCAUUAUGGUUACGUACCGGCUGCGGUGGUUUGCUUGAUGUUUUCUCCUGGUUCGUAUAAUGUUACCGUGAUGGUGGAAAGAAGAAUCAAGAACUAAUGUGUUUCUAACAACAGCUAGCCUCCGUGGAGAGGUGCACCAAUGCCAUGGCCUCCAGCCACAGCUCCUCCCCAGUGCCUCAUCCCAGCAGUGGUGGCAGCGAGGGGAUCUUCCGGAAGGACAGGGACCCUUCCUCACGACACUACAGGCCCGUCCGCUCCCUGCCCGACGUAUGCCCCAAGGAGCCCACGGGCGAGGCAGCCCGGGGGCUGUGCGAGGGCCCGUCGGUGGUGGCCGACCAGCACAGGUGGACGGUGUACAACUCCAAGGUGAACCUCCCAGCCGCGCUGAACGACCCACGGCUGGCCAAGAGGGAGUCUGACUUCUUCACCAAAACCUGGGGCCUGGACUUUGCCGAGACAGAAGUCAUGCCCUCCUUCUACCUCCCCAACAUUACAAAGGAACACUUUGGCCCCUACCUGCAGGAAACAGCUCAGAGGGAAAAAAUCCAUGUGCGAUGCAAGAAUAUCUGUCCCAACAAGGAUGAGCUGGACGCUGUCUCCAGCAUCACAAACAGCCACGACAAAUCAAGAACAGAGUUGGAGCAGGUGCCCAAGAUAUUCAUGAAGCCUGACUUUGCGCUAGACGAGCCAACGACCUUUAACGCGGUCCUACCAUGGUCCCACUUCAACAGCGCUGGCGGGAAGAGCAGCAGGGACGUGGCAUCGUCACGGUUACUACAGGAAAAGCUGAGCCACUACCUCGACGUGGUGGAGGUGAGCAUCGCGCGCCAGAUCUCCCUGCGCUCCGAGGCAUUCUUCCACGCCAUGUCCUCCCAGCACGAGCUCCAGGACCGCCUCACCGAAACCGCCCGCGCCGUGGCAGUCCUCCGGGGCCGCACGGCCGCCAUCGAACGCAUCAUGUGCGAAGGCCCGCUGCGGGCAUUGCGGCAGGCGUUGACGCGCUCCAACUGCGCGCGGCUGCACAACAAGCUGAAGCUGAUGGCGGCAGUGCACCAGAGCCAGCCCACUGUGCAGCUGCUGCUCUCCACCUCGGAGUUCGUCGGGGCCCUGGAGCUCAUCGCCACCACCAAGGAGGUGCUGCAGCAGGAGCUGCAGGGGAUACACAGCUUCAGACAUCUGGGCUCUCAGCUGUGUGAGCUGGAGAAGCUGAUAGACAAGAUGAUGGUGGAGGACUUCAGCAUGUACUCCAGGAGUGACCUCAGCAGGAGUCUGGAGGACGACGGACAGGUCAUGGAGAAGUGGUCACUGUUCUCACAGAUGCAAUACAAACGUUCAGUCUCAAUAAAGGACAGGCUGGAGUCUCUGGUGUUUGGCUUGCUGAGGCAGCGGAAGCUGGAUUUUCUGGACAUCUACAGCGACGAGAUGAUCCUAGCAGCCAAAAGCAUCGUCACACAGUGUGUUGUCGACUCGGUGUCGCAGAUUGAAGAAAUCAACACUGACGUUGUCACAAAGUAUUCCCAUGCAUCAAUAGAGAGACAUGUGUGAUCGUAUCCCAAUUUAAUCAAGGUUUGAACUUAAAUCCUGGACUCUGGUCAGUUUAUUUUAAUACUUUUCUAUUUGCUAUGUUCUUAAAGUUUAACAUCACUACACCCCUGGGUUGUAUUCACUAGACACCAACUGGAAGACCCUGAAUAUGUCUAUUAACCGUUUAACCCAACCGGCUGGUAGAGUAUGUUUUGGCAAUGGAUAUAGAAGUGGAUAGGAAAAAAGUUGAUUGGUCAACUUCCCCAGCCCUCCUGCAUCAAUUAAAGUCAAAAAUGUGAUUUUUCCUGUGUGUGUACAUACA